GGACUGCAGUGAGUGUCUCUGCGCUGAAGGCAAGCAGGGUGCGCCUGGGGCGGAGUCCUGAGUCCUGCCCCGAUCUUUUCCGUCAGUUUUGGACCAGAAGUGGGAAGCGAGGUGAGGCGAUCCAGGCUGCAGAGGACCGAACUGAACUUUGCAGAAUUUGGAAUGUACGGGGUGAGGUUGCUGAGGACUUGACUCGCCUCCGGCCUCUGUCCCCGUCACCAUCCAGUGGGCUCCCGCCUCCUGCUCUCAGACCCAAAUCUGUUUGCUCGCUCCCACUGCCUGCAGCUCCGGGGACAGAUUCUGAAGCUGGCUCUCUUUUAACUGGGUUGCAAGCCUGAGCCUGAUUCUUGCGCGCGGGCAACCGAGCUGAACGACAGACUAGUGUCAUGACGGAAGGGCAAGCAGUCCCGGGAGUCGGGGACUGGGAGAUCGACGUGGAGAGCCUAGACCUGGAGGAAGAUAGCUGUGGGACUCCGUUGCGGGCCACGCCGCCGCCGCAGGAGCCCAGUCCGGCGGCCGAUGGGGAGGAGGAUGAGGACGAAGAAGAGGAGGAUGAAGAUGCGGAGGACGACGGCGACGCCGAGGAGCCCGCCGCGUCCCCGGAGGUGCCAGGCCGGCCAGAGCAGCCCGGGGGACUGGCACCCAGGCCACCGCCUGCUGCUCAGGCGCUGCCAGCCGCCGCCUCCGCCUCCGAGCGUGGUGCCACUGCUGGUGGCAGCGCAGAGCCGCGCAAACUGAGCCGCACGCCCAAGUGCGCACGCUGCCGCAACCACGGCGUGGUGUCCUGUCUCAAGGGCCACAAGCGAUUCUGUCGCUGGCGGGACUGCCAGUGCGCCAACUGCCUGCUGGUGGUGGAGCGCCAGCGUGUCAUGGCCGCCCAGGUGGCGCUCCGGAGGCAGCAGGCCACAGAGGACAAGAAGGGGCUUUCUGGGAAACAGAACAAUUUUGAUCGGAAAGCGGUGUACCAGAGGCAAGUCAGGGCCCCAAGUUUGCUGGCUAAAAGCAUUUUAGAAGGCUAUCGCCCAAUGACGGCAGAAACUUACCUAGGAGGGACCCUUCCUCUACCCCCGCCUGUCAGUGACAGGAUGAGGAAGAGAAGAGCCUUUGCUGACAAGGAGUUGGAGAACAUUAUGCUGGAGAGAGAGUAUAAAGAAAGGGAGAUGUUAGAAACCUCUCAAGCUGCUGCCUUGUUCCUGCCCAACCGUAUGGUAGGACCAGAGUAUAGUUCCUACAAAGGGACCUACAGUCCCCCUGCAGGAGAGCUACCAAGCAAGGACUUCUGUAAUUUUUUACCUACCUGUCUUGAUCUCACCAUGCAGUAUUCGGGGGCUGGGAAUAUGGAACUGAUUUCUUCUAACGUCAGCGUGGCCACAACUUACAGACAAUAUCCCCUGUCCUCACGGUUUUUAGUUUGGCCCAAGUGCGGUCCCAUUAGUGACACGCUUCUCUACCAGCAAUGCCUGUUAAAUGCUACCACUUCUGUCCAAGCCCUGAAGCCUGGGGCCGGCUGGGACCUGAAAGCAACCCGAGUUCAGGAUGGGCUUAGCGCAGAGCAAGACAUGAUGCCACCCAAACUGGAAGGCUCUCUGGUGUUGCCCCGUCUGCCCGAGGUCCCAGCCUCCAGAACGGACCUCCAGGCUCAUCAGGUUGUUCCGGAGACAUCUGCCUUCUCCCCACCCGGUCGGAAUUUCUCUGCCAUUGUUGAUAUGGACUGCCUGGCAGCUCAAGGGCAUGUCUUAACCAAGCUCAGCAAAGAAAACACUAGACCUUCUCUGCCACUUAAACCUAAUCCAUUCCACUCAGUAUUCCCGCAGACGUUCAGCGACAAAUCAGGCCCUGAGUCGAAAGCACCAUUUGUCAAAGAAGCCUUUGAAGAGACCCCAAAGAAACACAGAGAGUGUUUGGUCAAGGAGAGCCAGAAGUACACAUUUACAAUAGACAGAUGCGCAAAAGACCUCUUCGUAGCCAAACAAGUUGGAACGAAACUUUCGGCGAAUGAGCCGCUGUCGUUUUCUGUCGAAUCUAUUCUUAAGAGGCCUUCAUCUGCCAUCACUCACGUCUCUCAGUAAAGGGCUGCUUACAAGGGAAGCUGGAUUUUCUUCAGUCUCAGAGAGUUCUUGGCAGUUGCUUUUUUCUUUUUUUUUAAAGUUAAGAUGUAUGUAUAAAGAAAUUUCUAAUGUAAAUGACUGAUUCUUAAAAUCCUACGUAUUUCCUCUGCAUGUAUCUUUUCUUAUCACACGAGUAUAUUUAAAGAUAGAAACUACUUACUGUGCAAAUUGUAAGGGUCUGUGCUUUACACAGCAUUCCAAAGAGCAAUAAAAAUAACACCGUCUUCUAAA
This is a messenger RNA of Mus pahari (shrew mouse), 2339 nucleotides long. It is a transcript of the gene Dmrt2, whose product is annotated as doublesex and mab-3 related transcription factor 2. Lineage: Eukaryota; Metazoa; Chordata; Mammalia; Rodentia; Muridae. Gene Ontology annotation, molecular function: RNA polymerase II cis-regulatory region sequence-specific DNA binding; DNA-binding transcription factor activity, RNA polymerase II-specific. Gene Ontology annotation, cellular component: nucleus. The record is from RefSeq and is a predicted model, not a curated record. The transcript is spliced from 4 exons. Gene Ontology annotation, biological process: sex differentiation; regulation of transcription by RNA polymerase II. Bases 387 to 2069 code for a protein of 560 amino acids.